Messenger RNA from Tachyglossus aculeatus (Australian echidna), 3352 nucleotides. RefSeq names its product solute carrier family 38 member 1 (gene SLC38A1). The transcript is spliced from 16 exons. Gene Ontology annotation, biological process: L-glutamine transport; amino acid transmembrane transport. Gene Ontology annotation, molecular function: L-glutamine transmembrane transporter activity. Bases 609 to 2072 code for a protein of 487 amino acids. Lineage: Eukaryota; Metazoa; Chordata; Mammalia; Monotremata; Tachyglossidae. The record is from RefSeq and is a predicted model, not a curated record.
GUUGCUGAUGCAAUCAUCAGCCCCGGACAGCAGGAGGGAGCAGGACCGGGAGCCUGCACGCUCCGUCCGGCAUCACUCACUCCUUCAGUCGUACUUACUGAGCGCCCACCGCGUGCAGGGCACUGGACUAAGCGCUCGGGAAGUGCAAAAUCGGCUACAUUUACAGGCGGUCCCCAGCCACGCUGCUCCGACUGAAGGUCAACCUGCACCUCCUUCUUCCUCCUCCUCCUCCUCCCCUUCUGUCAGCAUCCCCUUCCCUCCCAGCAUCGGCGGCGGACAAUACCUCCUCGGGGGUCUUUUUUUAUUUUUUUAUUUUUAUUUUUAAUUCUGCAGCAUUAAAAGAGAUCAGAUUAAGAGAUCAGAAGGCUCUGCGUCUUCUUCGCAGCCACUCCCAGGCGGCCUCAGCUUUUCACAAAGGACAUCAGGCUGGGGGAAGAGAAGAGGGGAUGUGGAGGACACCUUGAAGGCCCUUUUUUUCCUCGCAUCUUCGCCUUUUAUUCGCCAAGGUAUAUCAAGCGCUUAGGAUUGGUGCCCUCCUGUGAUAAAUACAGGCUAUAACAAUCCCUAAAAUUUUGAGGAAAACUUUGGAAACAUACUCUUCCAAAACCAUGAUGCAUUUUAAAAGUGGACUGGAAUUAACCGAGUUGCAGAAUAUGACUGUUCCGGAAGACGAUAAUGUCAGUAAUGACUCCAAUGAUUUUACUGAAGUUGAAAAUGGACAAAUAAAUAGCAAGUUUAUUUCAGAUCGUGAGAGUAGAAGAAGUCUGACCAACAGUCACUUGGAAAAAAAGAAAUGUGAUGAAUAUAUUCCAGGAACCACCUCAUUAGGGAUGUCUGUUUUUAAUCUAAGCAAUGCUAUCAUGGGCAGUGGAAUUUUAGGACUUGCCUUCGCAUUAGCAAACACAGGAAUACUGCUCUUUUUGAUACUUUUAACUUCAGUGACUCUGCUGUCCAUUUACUCAAUAAAUCUCCUCUUGAUAUGUUCAAAAGAAACAGGCUGUAUGGUUUAUGAAAAGCUUGGAGAGCAAGUCUUUGGCACCCCGGGAAAACUGGUUAUAUUUGGAGCCACUUCUCUUCAGAACAUUGGAGCAAUGCUGAGCUACCUCUUCAUAGUCAAAAAUGAACUGCCCUCUGCUAUAAAAUUUCUUAUGGGAAAAGAAGAGACAUUUUCGGCAUGGUAUGUGGAUGGACGAAUCCUUGUGGUGGGAGUGACAUUUUGUAUCAUUCUCCCUUUGUGUCUCCUUAAGAAUUUAGGAUACCUUGGAUAUACAAGUGGAUUUUCCCUGAGCUGCAUGGUUUUUUUUCUCAUAGUGGUUAUCUACAAGAAAUUUGAAAUCAAGUGUAUUUCAAUGUACACAAAUUCAACAUCAAAUGCCAGCGCAACGUACGAUGACUCAUGUACGCCGAAGUACGUCACCUUUAACUCCAAGACGGUCUACGCUUUACCCACCAUUGCAUUUGCAUUUGUCUGCCACCCAUCAGUGCUUCCGAUUUAUAGUGAACUGAAAGAUCGUUCACAGAAGAAAAUGCAGAUGGUUUCCAAUAUUUCCUUUUUCGCUAUGUUUGUUAUGUACUUCAUGACUGCAAUUUUUGGCUAUUUGACUUUCUAUGACAAUGUGCACUCAGAUCUGCUUCACAAGUACCAGAGUAAAGAUGACGUUCUCAUCCUGACAGUUCGCUUGGCUGUCAUCGUUGCAGUCAUUCUCACAGUUCCAGUGCUAUUUUUCACCGUACGUUCAUCUUUGUUUGAACUGGCGAAGAAGACCAAGUUCAAUUUAUGUCGCCAUAUCGUGGUUACUCUCAUCCUCCUGGUAUUCAUCAACCUCUUGGUAAUCUUCAUACCCUCCAUGAAGGAUAUUUUUGGAGUCGUAGGGGUGACGUCUGCCAAUAUGUUGAUUUUCAUUCUUCCUUCAUCUUUAUAUUUGAAAAUCAUAAGUCAAGAUGGAGAGAAAGGAACUCAGAGGAUUUGGGCCUCUCUCUUCCUGGGACUGGGAGUAUUAUUUUCCUUAGUAAGCAUUCCUUUGGUCAUCUAUGAUUGGGCCUGCUCAGCCAGCAACAGCGAAGGUCAUUGAAACCCCACUAGAAUGAAAAAAACCCUGCAUUUCUGUUGGAGGCUCAUCGAAGUCAACCCGCUUCUUCUUGGCCAGUUUGCACCAGCAAAAUGAGAUGUAAUAUUGAGAAAGGUUACACACCUUUUCCAAAUGGAAUCCCGUUCCAAUUUCAGUUGUAUCAGAAUCUCCUCUUGGAUCAAUUUAAAUAUUCCAUUGACUGCAUUCUCUGUUUUACCUAGCCUUUGUCCUUGUUGCUACUCACAAUCAAUUAUUUUUCAUUUUUUUACAUUCUGUUGUUCCAGAGGUAAUCUCUUGGACCUUUUGAAAACACAAUCUUCAAUCGCUGGAACCAGGGGACUGGUUUGCUUAUUCAGCUUAUUCAGUAACGGUUUUCCACUUGCUCUUCAGCUCACCCAAACUGUCCCUUUCUUGACCAAACUUAAUUUGUAUAAAUAUUUCACUUUGCUUUGACAAUGCCUUGGUAAAUAAUUAGCCUAUUUUGGAUCAGUGUAGCACACUAGGAUAUUUAGUGGGCAAAACCAGCGUCAACCUGUGAAAGCUAGCUAGUUGGGACGCGGGGUGGUGCGAAUAGCACACCGUAUCCCAAAGUAAUGGCGAGGGAACCCUCAAACCAGAUUCAAAUUUGGAUCAUUCUUUAAAACCCAUGUUGCAGUUGAUUGUCUUGGAAAAACAAUAUAAAUUAAUCUGGGGGCCCUUUUUGCCUUCCGUCAUAAGCAUUGAUCUGCUCCAGAUCAGUUCUAUCGCCCCAGAUGUCUUGGAAACCUGGGGGCUUCUAUGAUUCAAAGUGGCCAGCAUCGCUACACCCGUUUUUGUUUGAAAAAAAUAAUAAAAAGCAAACUGUCAAAAAAUCUAAUCCCAGCAGCUCUACUCAUCUCCACCAGCUUUGUCACUAACAAUAAUUGUUCAUAGAGAUCUAAUUAAGGAUGAUCUUGGAUGACUAAUUCCUGUUUUAUAUCAGAUACUUUUCAGGGAUCCUAAGAAAACUUCUUUUGUAUCUGUCUAUUUAGGUGAUGGGAAAACAAGAUUCUGUACCUUUUUUUUAAAAAAAAGCCUCAUUUUCUAUCUCUUCUCCAUUGAUUUUUCCAUCAAGAGUAAAUACAGAGAAUUCAAAGCUAUUUACAGUUCCAAUUCUGCCCUUCCAUAUUGCUUAAAAAGAACAGAAUGAAUGAAUGAACAGCAGAAUUUUAGAAACUGCUACAGGGUUAUCUGUUUACGGUCAGGAUUCAUUCAUUCAAUCGUAUUUAUUGAGCGCUUACUGUGUGCAGAGCACUGUACUAAGG